AUGGCACACAACAAGAUUGAGAAGAUCGACUCGCUCGAGGACGAGAAGGAGCGCGACUUUGCGGCCCAGGUCGCCGUCCUCUCCCCUGACGCCGAGAGCGACUCUAUCGAGGCCAAGGACCUCGGUGCGACGAAGGAGGAUGUGCUGGCUGCCGAGGAGCGCGUGGCGGGGAUGAGUCUCGAGCGGUGUGUGAAGAUUAUCACCGAAGUCCGCACAAUGCACAAGCACGACCAAAACUUCCCGACCGACAUCCUCCUCCGGAUGAACGAGUUCCUCGACAACCCCGACGUGCUCGCCAACCCCGAGCUCCACGCCGACCUGAUCCACGAGAUGAAGCUCGAGGCCGUGCUCGUUACCGAGAACAGUCCGUACGCCGAGGUGCGCGGCGUCGUGGACCCGGUCGACGACUUUGACAUGCCGACAUUCACGAUCCGCGUGUGGAUUAUCGGCGUGCUCUUUUCUGGCGCGGGCGCGUUCAUCAACCAGCUGUUCAGUAUUCGUAUGCCUAAUAUCUCGGUCGGGACGGAGGUGGCGCAGCUGCUUGCGUUCCCCUUCGGCAAGAUCCUCGAAAAGAUCUUCCCCGACUACUCGUUCCGCCUCUUCGGGCGCACGCACAACCUCAACCCCGGCCCAUUCAACAGGAAGGAACACAUGCUCAUCACCAUCAUGGCGGCCGUGGCCUUCUCGACGCCGUACACGGGCUACAUCGUGUUCACGCAGGCCCUGCCCAUGUUCUUCAACAACGCGUACGGGCACGACUUUGGCUACCAGCUGCUCAACACUCUGGGCUCCAACUUUGUGGGCUACGGCCUGGCUGGCCUCACGCGCAGGUUCAUCGUGUACCCUUCUUACUGUGUCUGGCCUGGCUCGCUCGCGACGCUCGCGCUCAACAAGGCGUUCCACUCGGACGAUAGCGGCGGCGUGCCGGGUCCCUUUGGGCGGAUCUACUCGUGGUCCCGUCUGCGCCUGUUCACCGUGGCGCUGAUCGUGACGUUUGUAUACUGGUGGAUCCCGGGCUACCUUUUCGAAGCCCUCUCCUACUUCAACUGGCUGUCCUGGAUCGCGCCCUACAACCCGACGUACAACAUGAUCGUGGGGUUCAAGAACGGGCUCGGCCUGAACCCGUUGCCUACGUUCGACUGGAACAUGGUCUCCGGCGUGUGGCCGGCGAUGGUGUUGCCCAUGUUCUCUAUUACCAACUACUUUGUCGGCACCAUCGUGUCGGGCUUCAUGAUCGUGGCCAUCUACUGGACGAACGCGUUCAACACGGCGUACCUCCCGAUCAACAGCAACAAGACGUUCAACCGCACUGGCGGCAAGUACAACGUCACGCGCAUCCUCGACUCGAAGGGCUUUUUCGACGAAGCCAAGUACCAGGACUACUCGGAGCCGUACAUGUCCGCGGGCAACAUCACGCUGUACUUCUGGUUCUUUGCGGCGUACAGCGCGACGCUGUCAUACACGUUCCUGUACCACCGGCACGAGCUCAACCGCGGCUUCCGCUCCGUGUGGCGCGACAUCAAGAACAAGCUGCGCGCGCGCCGCGGCGAGGCGGCGGAGGUCGACGAGGACGAGUUUGCAGAGGACAUCCACUACCGCCUCAUGAAGAAGUACAAGGAGGUGCCCGAGUGGUGGUACUUCCUCGUGCUGUGCGGCGCGCUCGCCAUCGGCAUGGCGGGUGUCGGCGCGUACCCGACCAACACGACCAUGGCGGUGGUUAUCUACGGUGUGCUGCUUGCCUUGUUUUUCGCUGUGCCUCUCGGCAUCAUCAAGGCGGUCACCGGCUCGACAGUCACGCUUAACGUGCUCGCCGAGUUCAUCGGCGGUGUCAUCGUCCCCGGCGACGCCCUCGCCAUGAACUACUUCAAGAUGUACGGCUACGUCGUGACGGCCCACGCCUUGUCGUUCGCCAACGACCUCAAGCUCGCACACUACACCAAGAUCGGCCCGCGCUACACCUUCUGGGCGCAGAUGAUCGCCACGCUCAUCUCGUCGCUCGUCUGCACGUCCCUGUUCAACUUCCAGAUGGGCUUCAAGAACGUCUGUCUCCCGAACGCCUCCUUCAAGUUUACGUGCCCUGGUGACUACACAUUCUUCAACGCCGCCGUGUUCUGGGGCAGCGUGGGACCCAUCAAGAUCUUCGGCAAGGGCGGCCGCUUCACCUCCCUCCUCUCCGGCUUUGGCCUCGGCUUCGUCCUCCCGAUCAUCAUCUACGGGCUGCAGAAGGCGUUCCCCAGGCAGCACUGGCUGCGCCAGAUCCACCCCGUGAUGAUGUGUUUCGGCGCGCUCAUCUGGGCGCCGUACAACAUCAGCUGGAUCUGGCCCGCGCUCGUGUUCACGUUUAUCAGCUGGAAGCUCGUCAAGCCGCGCUACCUCGCCUUCUGGGCCAAAUACAACUACGUCCUCUGCUCUGCGCUGUCGGCCGGCAUCGCCAUCUGCGCGAUCGUCAUCUUCUUCGCGCUCCAGAUCAGCGACAUCAACCUCGAGUGGUGGGGCAACAGCGAGUACGACAAGGGGUGCGAGACGGCCGCGUGUGUGCGCCUCCCCCUGCCGGAGAAGGGAUACUUUGGCCCGGAGAAGGGCCACUUCCGUUGA
Messenger RNA from Vanrija pseudolonga, 2595 nucleotides. RefSeq names its product Oligopeptide transporter 2. The coding region runs from base 1 to 2595 and encodes 864 amino acids. The record is from RefSeq and is a predicted model, not a curated record. The transcript has 6 exons. Gene Ontology annotation, cellular component: plasma membrane. Gene Ontology annotation, biological process: transmembrane transport. Lineage: Eukaryota; Fungi; Basidiomycota; Tremellomycetes; Trichosporonales; Trichosporonaceae. Gene Ontology annotation, molecular function: oligopeptide transmembrane transporter activity.